AUGUUUUCUCCCCUCUGUGUCUCUUUCUGCAGGUUAACAGACCUGUCAGGCUCUCUCACAGAUGGUCCAUUCAACUAUAAGUACAAGACCAAGUGCACUUGGUUAAUAGAAGGAUUCCCCAACGCUGUACUCAGGCUUCGCUUCAAUCACUUUGCCACAGAGUGCAGCUGGGACCACAUGUACGUCUAUGAUGGAGACUCCAUUUACGCCCCUUUGAUUGCCGUCUUCAGCGGUCUAGUGGUGCCAGAGACCAGAGGUAAUGAGACAGUUCCUGAGGUUGUGACAACAUCCGGCUAUGCUCUGCUUUACUUCUUUAGUGACGCUGCCUACAACUUGACUGGUUUCAGCAUCGCCUACUCGAUAAACUCUUGUCCCAACAACUGUUCGGGCCACGGCAGAUGCAGCACUGCGAACUCGGUCGCAGGACGUGUGUACUGCGAGUGCGAGGAGUACUGGAAGGGGGACGCGUGCGACAUCCCUUACUGCAGAGACAACUGUGGCAGCCCAGAUCACGGCUACUGUGACCUGACCGGGGAGAAGCUGUGUGUCUGCAACGACAGCUGGCAAGGUCCAGACUGCUCUCUUUCCGUUCCCUCCACUGAGGCUUUCUGGGUGCUGCCCAGCAUUAAACCAUCUGCUCAGUCUCUGGGUCGAGCGUCCCACCGGGCUCUGGUGCAUUCUGGGUUGAUGUGGGUGGUGGGAGGUUACUCCUUCAACUACUCCAACUACCAAAUGGUCCUCAACUACAACCUAGAGACCAGCACGUGGGAUGUGGUGCCUGUCAGCAGCGGCCCUCUCUACAGAUACGGACACUCACUGGCUCUGCAUCAGGAUGACAUCUACAUGUUUGGCGGGAAGUUGGAAGCAGGUCCUGCUAAUGUGACCGAUGAGAUGUGGGUGUUCAACGUCCCCAGGCGUACCUGGUCGUUACGGAAACCAGUCCCGCCACCUCCUUAUGCCCUGGAGGGACACGCGGCGCACGUGGUGGAGCUGGCCAAUGGCGAGCCAGUGAUGCUCAUCAUUUUUGGCUACUCGCCAAUCUACAGCUACAUCAAUAAAGUGCAAGAGUACAACAUCAGGUCUAACUCGUGGCAGGUUGUGUCUUCCGGAGGUGCAGUGGUCCAGGGAGGUUACGGUCACAGCAGCGUGUAUGAUGAAGCCAGUGGCUGUGUGUUUGUCCACGGGGGAUACAAGGCACUAAAUAACAACAAAUACGGCCUGGUGGACCACAUGUACCGCUACCACGUCCACACAAGAACAUGGUUAAUCCUCAAGGAGAGCGGUUUGGCACGGUACCUCCACUCGGCGGUGCUGCUGAGUGGCACGAUGCUGGUUUUUGGUGGAAACACUCACAAUGACACAUCUCUGAGCAACGGAGCCAAGUGUUUUUCUGCAGACUUUCUGGCUUAUGAUAUUGCUUGUGAUGAGUGGACUGUCCUUCCCAGACCAGGCCUGCACCGGGACAUCAACCGCUUUGGACACUCUGCUGUGGUUAGCAACGGCUCCAUGUACAUCUUUGGAGGCUUUUCUGGUAUGCUUCUGAACGACGUGCUGGCUUACACGCCUCCAUCCUGCCAGGCCUUCUCUAGCCCAGGUUUGUGCGCCGCCGCCGAGCCAGGCGUUCGUUGUCACUGGGUGAAAAGUAGAUGUGUCCCCUGGAAGCCGAAACCCCUCGACCACAUUUUUCCUGCUCCGUUCUGCCCUGCUCGGCCUGGGAGUCCCCAGAGUCAGAGUGCUCGUCCCUGUAAGACGCCUUGUGCUCUGCGCACCAGCUGUGCCAACUGCACCAGCCAGGCCAUGGAGUGCAUGUGGUGUGGAAGUACUCAGCGCUGUGUAGACUCCUCUGCGUAUGUCAUUUCCUUCCCCUACGGCCAGUGUCUGGAGUGGCAGACCCAGGAUUGUACUGCCCAAAACUGUUCAGGUCUGAGGACGUGCGCCGAGUGUCUGGAGAGGGUGGAGUGUGGUUGGUGCGGGGAUCCCAGUAACACCGGUAGGGGCGUUUGCAUGGAGGGCUCCUACAGAGGCCCUCUGAAGCCUGUGACGGCAAAGGCAGGACCCAGAGACCGGGAUAGACUGCGAGACAGGGACAUGGUGGUGGAUCAGGGUCUCUGUUCAUCAGACAGAGGCUACAACUGGGCUUUUAUCCAGUGCCCCGCAUGCCAAUGUAACGGUCACAGCAGGUGUGUGAAUGGCAGCGUAUGCGAACACUGUGGAAACCUGACGGCAGGGACGCACUGCCAGAGCUGCAUGCCUGGUUACUAUGGCGACCCCACCAAUGGAGGGAAGUGUAAUGCGUGCAAGUGUAACAGCCAUGCCAACGUUUGCCACGUCAACACAGGAAAGUGCUUCUGUACCACCAAGGGCGUCAAGGGAGACCAGUGUCAGCUAUGUGACUCAGAGAACCGUUACCUUGGUAACCCCCUUCGAGGAACCUGUUAUUAUAACCUGUUGAUCGAUUACCAGUUUACCUUCAGUCUGCUUCAGGAAGAUGACCGCUACUACACUGCCAUCAACUUUAUGGCAACACCUGAACAGAAUAAAAGCUGUGAUUUGUUUAUUCGAUGGUCCAAAAAAUCACAUUUGUUUUUUAACCUUUUUCUGUUCCUCGCAGCUGGAACCAUCUCAGGUGAGGAGAUGCCCAUCAUAGCGAGGAUGAACAUUAAAGAGCACCGUGACAGUUUCUCGAGUGAAAAGUUUAACUUCAGACUUCACCACAACAUCACCUUCUACGUGUAUGUGUCCAACUUCAGCUGGCCAAUCAAGAUCCAGAUUGCUUUCUCUCAGCACAACAGCAUCAUGGACCUGGUGCAGUUCUUCGUUACCUUCUUCAGGUAA
Molecule: messenger RNA, 2835 nt
Organism: Neolamprologus brichardi
Lineage: Eukaryota; Metazoa; Chordata; Actinopteri; Cichliformes; Cichlidae
Source: RefSeq, a predicted model, not a curated record